Messenger RNA from Sordaria macrospora k-hell, 921 nucleotides. RefSeq lists its product as uncharacterized. The record is from RefSeq and is a predicted model, not a curated record. Gene Ontology annotation, molecular function: thiopurine S-methyltransferase activity. Lineage: Eukaryota; Fungi; Ascomycota; Sordariomycetes; Sordariales; Sordariaceae.
AUGGCAAGCGAUCCCGAACCCCCCAUCAACACCCCAAGCGCCAACGACCACGCAAUCCAAGGCCAAUUCCAGCGCCUCCGUUCGCUCUUCAAAGACUUAGACUACUCUAGCCACCCGGAACAUUGGGACACGCUAUGGAAAGAAUCCUUCACCCCGUGGGACCGCGGCGGACCUAGCCAAGCUCUCAACGAAGUCCUUUCACUGCACCGGGAGCUCUUCCCAAGAGCCCCCAACAGUUCUGACGACUGGGACCAGCCGAGACCCAAAGCCUUAGUCCCUGGCUGUGGGAGAGGCCACGACGUGCUACUUUUGUCUGCACACGGCUAUGACGUCUUUGGACUUGACUCGUCUCCGGCGAGCUUGGAGGAGGCCAAGAAGAAUGAGAAGAGGGUCGCCGAGGAGGAAAAUGAGGGUAAGCGGAAGGAGUUGUAUGCGCCGAGGAAGGAGCUGGGCGUCACUACGAAGGGAAGGGUGAGGUGGGUGGCGGGAGAUUUUUUCGAGAAUGACUGGGUGAACGAUUCGGGAUAUGGAAAGGUGAAGAACGGGUUUGAUCUUAUUUUCGACUAUGAGUUCUUUUGCGCCCUUCCGGCUGAAGCACGCCCACACUAUGCCAAGAGGAUGUCCGAUCUUCUCAACCCGGACGGCGGAAGACUCGUCUGCCUCGAAUGGCCACUUGACAAGGACCCCUCAACCGGUGGCCCGCCUUGGGGUGUUUCGGGCGACCUAUAUCUUGCCCAUCUUGGGCAUCCGGGACAGGAAUUGCCCUACGAUGACAAGGGACGGGUGAUGAACGGAAGCGCGGAUACAACGCCAGGUGCUCUCAAACGGCUAGCACGUAUACAGCCCACAUGCACACACAAGGCUGGGUGUGACGACCAAGGAAACGUGAUUGAUCGUGUCUCGGUCUGGAGCCACCAGUAA